Molecule: messenger RNA, 450 nt
Organism: Arabidopsis lyrata subsp. lyrata
Lineage: Eukaryota; Viridiplantae; Streptophyta; Magnoliopsida; Brassicales; Brassicaceae
Product: succinate dehydrogenase subunit 8, mitochondrial
Exons: 2
Coding region: 159-299 (46 amino acids)
Source: RefSeq, a predicted model, not a curated record
UAUAGUUCUUAUGGGCCUCAAGCCCAAAUAAAAUAAAAAAACUAAACAAGCCCAAUUUCGAGAAGAGACUUGUGUCGUCGAUGUCAUCAAAAGAAUCUUGCUGCAGAUAGUCGGAGAAGACCAAAACGAAAGUUCCGAAGAAGAUCAAAGGAGAAAAGAUGAUUUACCGAAAGUGGAGUUUGCUGUCCGGUCCACCGGUUAUCCUCGGCGGAGCCGUAAUUGCCGCCGUCGCCGUCGGAAUCGUCUUGCAAAACGUAACGAAAGGGGAGCAAAAGAAGAAUGUCUCAACAAACAAGUGAGAAGACGAAUGUGAAGAUGCUACCAAAUGUGAUUUGAUACAUUUAGUUCUUGCAGUGUAUGCUCAAUAAUGCUUUUGUAAGCUUUUGAAUACACAGAUCUUUGUGUUGUUUUCAGAUUCUUGUUACUAAUAAUGAUAUUUCAUUUUCCACU